Brachypodium distachyon (stiff brome) is the source of this 2996-nucleotide messenger RNA. Its product is annotated as katanin p80 WD40 repeat-containing subunit B1 homolog. The transcript is spliced from 17 exons. Gene Ontology annotation, cellular component: katanin complex. Gene Ontology annotation, molecular function: microtubule binding. The coding region runs from base 227 to 2719 and encodes 830 amino acids. NCBI's taxonomy places the organism in Eukaryota, Viridiplantae, Streptophyta, Magnoliopsida, Poales, Poaceae. Gene Ontology annotation, biological process: microtubule severing; microtubule depolymerization. The record is from RefSeq and is a predicted model, not a curated record.
AAAGACGACAAAAUCUCCACUCCCCACCCACCCACGCCGCUCCACACCCCUCGUUUUCACUGCUGCAGGAAAGAAAGGCGAAGCGGCUGCCCGUCUCGCCCUUCUGCUCCACAGACAACUCGGAUCCCAUCAUCCAAAUCCCGCCCCCCAGUCUUCGUCGACGCUGCACGACGCUCCCGAGCGCCCUGGAGCCACUGGCGCGGAGUCGGGGAGAGACGGAGCAGGGAUGGACCCUGAGAAGCGCGGCUACAAGUUCCAGGAGUUUGUGGCGCACGAUGCUGAUGUGAGGUCCUUGGCCAUCGGUAAGAAGACGAGCCGUGUGUUCAUCACUGGUGGCAAUGAUCGCAAGGUCAACCUGUGGGCCAUCGGCAAGCAGACACCCCUCCUGAGCUUGUCGGGCCACACAAGCUCGGUCGAGGCUGUGGAGUUUGAUACAGCAGAGGUGCUUGUGCUUGCUGGCUCAUCAAACGGCUCCAUCAAGCUCUGGGACUUGGAAGAAGCUAAAGUUGUGCGCUCUCUCACUGGGCAUAGAUCAAGUUGCACUGCUGUUGAAUUCCAUCCAUUUGGCGAAUUUUUUGCAUCUGGUUCAUCAGAUACAGAUCUCAAGAUCUGGGAUAUAAAGAAGAAAGGAUGCCUUCAUACAUAUAAGGGCCACAGCGGAGCAAUUAAAACGAUCAGAUUUACACCUGAUGGGCGAUGGAUUGUCACCGGUGGAGAAGAUAACAUUGUGAAGGUGUGGGAUCUGACAGCUGGAAAGCUUCUGCAUGAUUUCAAGUUCCACAGUGGAGAAAUCCGGUGCAUUGAUUUCCAUCCUCAAGAAUUUUUGCUUGCAACAGGCUCGGCAGAUCGAACUGUGAAGUUCUGGGAUCUUGAAACCUUUGAAUUGAUAGGUUCCGCUGGACCCGAGAGUACUGGUGUACGUUCUACAGUUUUUCACCCAGAUGGAAAGACCCUUUUCUGCGGGCUAGAUGAAAGCUUAAAGGUAUUCUCUUGGGAACCGAUAAGAUGCCAUGAUGCUGUUGACAUGGGGUGGAGCAAUUUAGCGGACCUUAGUAUUUAUGAAGGAAAACUCUUGGGAUGCUCAUACCAUGAACACCGUGUUGGUGUUUGGGUUGCUGAUAUAUCACUCAUUGGACCCUAUGCUCUUGGUGUUUUGCCGAAAGCAAAUUUUUUUGCUGAGCUUGUCUCAAUGGAUGAUAAUCCUGUGAAAUCGAAUGAUACCACUGUGAAGUCCAUUCGAACUGUAGCAACGCCACAUCCAAAAAACUCGUACAAAGUCCAGGAGUCUGGAAUUGCAGCUGAAAGCGGAGUUCGCGGCUCACAUUUAAUUCCUGCAAGUACGGAGAAAAUAAAGAAAGAUAAGAGUAGCACCAUUCCUCGAAGACCUGAUUCAUUUGUCAAACCAUCUACUCCAUUGCGGCAUGUGAAGCUGGAUAGUCCAUCCACCAAUAAAAAAUCUGCAGAACGCAAUUUCAGACAGAGGGACAUGCCAUUGUUAUCUCGUACAGGGAUAUCUAAUACUUCUUCAACCACUAAAAGAUUUCACCCCACAGAGUCGGUAACUGUGAAAGAUAUAUACACUACCCCGCAGGCUGUUUCUGUGCCUGUUGUCGUAUCCAGAGACAUUUUAGAGGACAAAACAGCAGGCAAUGUUAAUAGAGGAAUUGCAGGUAGAGCCACAGUCAUAGAUGAUUUUCACACUCCUGUUCACUUAAGAAAACCUUUUCCUAGUGGUGGUGCUGGUGAUAGUGUCAGCUCAGUAAGAUCCGUGCUCACUGAGCCUGAUGUUUGCUCGGAGGGUUUCUCUGGCUUAAAGUUCUCCUUUGGACUAAGUCAAUAUGGCAAGAAAGAAGGAUCGGAUGGUACAGAUAAAGGAGAUAUUACACAAAUAGCAGAAAACAUGGACAGAGUAGUGUCAUUGGAGCAUCCGGUGCAGUCAAAUGAUGACAAGUCAGCAUUUGAACCACCAUGCUCAACGACAGAACCAUCCAGGGUCAAAUAUGUUAGAGGAGUAGCCGUGCCACUAGGGAAAACUAAGUCUCUUGUUGAGAGGUUUGAAAAGAGAGAGAGUUCUAGCAUUGACUGUUCAUCACCAACUGGCUCUUGCAGUGACCACAUAGCAAGAGCUGACAGCCCUCCCACCAGUUUGGCAGGACCAAUUCAGGGAUAUGAAAAGGACUUGUCAACAGUGGAAGAAGUGAUGACUCCGAUUGAUCUGGUGCGGAACCAUGAAGAAUUCAUAAAUGUUGUAAAAUCUCGGUUGACAAAGCUAGAGAUGAUGCGGCAUGUGUUCAACCAAAAUGGUAUCAAAGGAGCAAUCACUGCAGUGGCAAAGUUACCAGAUAUCGCUGUUCAAGCUGAUGUUGUUAGUACUCUCAAAGGGAAGCUUGGUCUUUUCAACCUAGAUAUUUUCUCAGGCUUUCUGCCUGUUCUUGCAGGGUUACUGAACAGCAGGACUGAAAGGCAUGCUAUCGUUUCUUUAGAACUAUUAUUGGAUCUUAUUAAGGUUUUUGGACCAGUUAUCCGUUCAACAUUGUCAGCUAGUUCAACUGUUAGAGUAGAUAUCCAGGCUGAACAGAGGUUGCAGCGUUGCACCCGGUGUUUUAACCAUUUGCAAAAGAUUCUGCAAGCUCUACACCCGUUGAUUAUGCGGGGUGGUCAAUCGGCACAACUUGCUGAAGAACUAAACAUGUCUCUGCAAGACCUGGUGGUGUUCUAAAAUCAGCUGGAAGUUCAUUCGCCAAUUUUCCCCAUUUGUUACGACAGAGUGAUACUGUCAGAGUAGAUACCAUUCUUUUUGGCCUCCCGAAAAAUCGCCAUACAGUUGUAAUCUUCUGUAAUUGUGUUUUGGCUCGGGUUGGACCUGGCAACUGUUCCCUGUUGUACAUGUGAGCUUGGCUGUGCAUCAGUCUGUAAUUAACCUGAUUUUACUGCAUGGACAGCCCCGAACAAGGGAGUGGAAAUGGAAUGAAAGAAAGUUCUGCUAGUUAGUUUGA